Messenger RNA from Anneissia japonica, 363 nucleotides. Its product is annotated as protein yippee-like 5. Lineage: Eukaryota; Metazoa; Echinodermata; Crinoidea; Comatulida; Comatulidae. The record is from RefSeq and is a predicted model, not a curated record. The transcript has a single exon. The coding region runs from base 1 to 363 and encodes 120 amino acids.
AUGGGGCGCAUAUUUCUGGACCACAUUGGAGGCUCUCGCCUGUUCUCGUGUGCAAAUUGUGACACCAUUCUGACAAACCGGUCAGAAUUAAUUUCAACUCGCUUCACCGGUGCGACAGGAAGAGCAUUCCUUUUCAAUAAAGUCGUGAAUCUUGGCUUUAGUGAGGUGCAAGACCGUGUGAUGUUGACUGGUCGGCACAUGGUUCGAGACGUAUCCUGCAAGAAAUGUGAUGCUAAAUUGGGGUGGAUUUACGAGUUUGCAACAGAAGAGAACCAACGAUACAAAGAAGGGCGCGUCAUUCUCGAAAGAGCAUUGAUAACAGAAAGCGAGGGCAUGGAAGAGAACUCAAAUUCAGACAGUUAA